Messenger RNA from Cuscuta europaea, 10247 nucleotides. The record is from the annotation of a GenBank genome assembly. NCBI's taxonomy places the organism in Eukaryota, Viridiplantae, Streptophyta, Magnoliopsida, Solanales, Convolvulaceae.
GAGAGCUACUAUUUGCAGAAGGAAAUUGAUAGCGGCGAUGAUGGAAGAUUGAAGUAAAAGCUAACCAAAAAAAUUGAUUUCAGCACCUUCAUUUCAGGAUUUUUAUGCUUAAGCCCCUUCUCCUACUACUAUAUAAAGGGCCAUCCAGGAGCUUCAAAACACACCAAUUGGGAGAGAAAUCUUCUUCCUCUUUUCUUUAGCUUUGUUCAUAGUAGUAGUCAUAUAAUAAAAGUGAUUCUGUCAAGAACACUUUCUGUAAAUUUCAGUUCGUAUUUCCAUUUCCAGAAUUUUAGUUCUUUAAUUUCAACAAUCAAGUUCAUUUGGGAAGUAUCAGUCAGAAUCAUUCUCAGCUUAAGGAUUUCACUUUCUCUAUUCCAUCUCAUUAUUUAUGCCAUCAGGUUCUUAUUCAAAUACGCAUUUUAUUUUCUUUAAUCUGUUAAAUUAAUUAUGCCUAUCAUUAGUUUUACUUUUAUUUCGUUUACUGUAAUUAUGUGUAACUAAAUUAAGUUUAGGUUUGGGCAAGAUGUAAUUUUUAUUGUUAAUGUUCAUACGAUAAUAAUUGGUUAAAACUAUUACUUGGUUAAUUUUAGGAGUGUUGGGUUGAAUAUUCUAAUUUGCUAAAUACAUUAUAUUGGGAAAUGAAUAUUAUCACGGGAGUGAAGUUUCAUUAAAAUACUUUUUAUUAAUUCACCCACUAAAUUGCUACACGGAAGUGUUAAGGAAUUUAGGAUAAUUUGAUUUUGUACUUUUUACUGUCUUAAUAAAAUUACUGCGGGAGCAGAAUUAAUUUAAGAUAGUGUAAUCAACUAAGUCGUGGGAACGAUUAGAAGAUUACCAUUUGUAAAUCUUUCACACAUCUAAAAGUAACUAAGUUAAUUAGUUAAAUCUUUAUUAUUAUGAACAUCAAAAUAAAAUUACUCUUAGCCCAAGCCUAAUUUUCUCUAUAUCAUUAAUUGUUAAAUUACCAAGUAUUGUGAUUUAUUUUACUCUCUAGCAAUUUCGCAUUAACAAAAACAAGUUAAAAAAAAAAUCUAUUCACUUAGCUCCAUUGCAAAAUGUUAUUAAUUUGUGAUUAGCUAAAAAUCAAUCGUUAAUUCUAGUUCUCUUUUUGAGCCAUUCUCUAGCGGAACGAUACUCACUUACUCUAUACUAUAUCGUUACAAGCCAAUUAAAACAUCAUUUCCAUUCACAUUUUUACACCAUUUCACACUACACAUUUUGGCAUGUCACGAUUUUGGCGCCGUUGCCGGGGAAUGGCAUAGUGUUAUUGAUUGAUAAUUAGUUAAUAUUAGUGUUUGUUAUUAUUUAUCUGGAGACUAAGUUUUUUUUUACCCGUUCUCAUCACUUUUACAAAAAAAAAAAAAACAUUUUUUGUGCACUAAUAAAAAAAAACUCUUAAAAAAGUGUAUGCAUACUCGCUCUCAAGGGAGUGAAGGAAUGCAACCACUUAACCUUGAUUUUGAAAAAGAAUUAAGGAAAAGAAGAAAAACACGAACCCUUGAACUUAAAAUUCCAGAUCUGAUCAUGGAGGAUUUUCAAAACAAUCCCAAUAAUCCAAAUGGCCAAAACCUAAUUCCAAAUACAAAUCCUACGCCACCUCAAAAUACACCCGUUGAUACUCCCAGAGAUAGAAAUAAUCCUUUCUUUGGAGAUCAAAGACCACCAGGAUUUGAAAAUUUCCAACAAAUUCCUCCCCAAACACAUCCCCAAAUUUAUCCACCACAUCCCUACCAAAAUCACCAAAACCAACCUCCUCCUCCAUAUCCAUACACUUACCCAUAUCCUUACCCACCUCCUCCAUUUAUGCACCCAUACCAACCUCACCCAUAUGGCCAAUACUACCAACACCCACAUAAUCAACAAGAUCAAGGGCAAUUCAUGAGACAACAACAAGGGAGAAGACUUCUUGAUUAUGUUGCAGGUGAAAUUGAGCAACAAGACAAUAUUCUCUAUCCAGGUGUGGAUGCAGCAAAUUUUGAGAUCAAACCAGCACUUAUCUCAUUGGUCUCAGCCAACAAAUUUGGCGGAUCAAAGAGUGAAGAUUCGACGAGCCAUGUGAAACAAUUCUUGAGAGUUCUCCAAACUCUUAAACUAAAUGGAGCCUCUGUUGAUGCUAUCAGACUCAGAUUGUUCACAUUCUCACUGAGGGAUGAAGCAUUGAGUUGGUUGAACUCUAAACCAUCCGGUUAUUUCAACACAUGGGAAAAGUUGCAUCGAGAAUUCAUGAAGGAGUUCUAUCAUCCUUCCAAGGCAUCAAAAAUGAAGAAACUUAUCCAGCAAUUCAGGCAACAUCCAUCAGAAUCUCUUUAUGAAUCAUGGAAGAGAUUUAAAGACCUUCAAGUUCAAUAUCCACAUCAUAAUAUGAGCAUGGGUGAUCUCAUUGUCUCAUUUUAUGAAGGAUUACAUGAUAAUUCCAAAAUUGUUGUGGAUGCCUCUGCUAAUGGAGCUUUCAUGGAGCUUGAUCCUGAAACAGGCAAAGAGAUGCUUGAGAAAAUUUGUAACAACAGUGCAUCAUGGUAUUCUGAAAGAUCCACUCAAAAACUAGGAGCGGGAAUUUAUGAGGUCGACCAAACAACAACUUUAACGGCAAAGGUUGAUUCUCUCAUAACCAUGGUUCAAAAGCUCACGGAGAAACAAUCAUCAUCAACUUCUAGCACAUCAACAAAUCCAUCAUCAUCUUUAGCUCAAGUUUUGUUCUGUGAACUCUGUGGAGGAGGACAUUCUUUUAAGGAAUGCAAUCUUCUUGAACUUACACAAAAUGUUCCUUCUGGCCCCACAGUAGAACAAGCUGAAGCUAUAUAUGGUAGACCCCAAGUACCAUAUCAAGGAAACUAUAACCCUCAAGGGAAGACACAUCCAGGAUUCUCAUGGAGCAACCCAUCAGGUGCAGCAAAUUCAUCUUUUCCAUCCAAACCAACACCUCCAGGAUUUCAAAAUCAACAAGGAUUCAGAGGAGGAAACCAAAACAACCAACAAUUGAGGGGAAAUCAAGGGUAUCAAAAUCCUCAAGGGUACCCACCGCAACAACAAUUUUCAUCACCUCCUCAACAACAACAACAAUUUGUUGGAGUUAAUGAUUUCCAACAGAUGAUGCAAGGUAUUACUAAUCAAUUUUCUCAACUCACCACUCAACUCAAUCAAAUUCAAGCUCACAACAAAAUGCUUGAGAGCCAGAUUGCUAGUUUUGCUUCACCAUCUACUAGCAAAGCUCAAGGCAAAUUGCCUGCCUACUCUGAACAUCCCAAGGAGAAUGUCAAUGCAAUCACUACAAGGAGUGGAAAACAACUUUCUGAUCCACCACUUGUAGUUGAAAAAGAAAAGAUAACUGAAAAAGAGACUUCACCACCAAAGGAGAGUAACGAAGAAGGUCUCAAUUUCCCAACACAAGAGGGCACGAAAAAGGUAGUUCAACCAUAUGUUCCACCUUUACCAUUUCCUUACAGAGCAAAGAAGAACACAAUUGAUGAGAGGAGGGAUAAAUUCCUUAAAUGGAUCGGACAGCUUAACACAACAAUUCCACUUCUUGAUGCCCUGAAACAUAUGCCUUCAUAUUCCAAAUUUCUGAAGGAAAUUCUGUCAAACAAAAAGAAGUUUGAAGAGAAAUCUACCGUAGCCAUGAGCGAGGGAUCUAGUGCUAUUAUUCAAAAGAAACUUCCAGAAAAAUUGAAGGAUCCAGGUAGCUUUACUAUUCCAUGCAUUAUUGGAGGGUUCAUGGUCAACAAAGCUUUGUGUGACCUUGGGGCUAGUGUUAGCCUUAUCCCUUAUUCUAUGAGCAAACGACUUAGUCUUGGUAUUCCCAAAGCUACUUCGAUGACCAUUCAGCUUGCUGACCGAUCUGUUAAGCACCCUGUUGGUAUUCUAGAAGACAUUCCUGUACAAGUUGGGAAAUAUUUCAUCCCUUGUGACUUUGUCGUCCUAGACAUGGAUGAAGAUGAGCGAGUACCUGUCAUAUUAGGAAGGCCUUUCUUGGCCACUGCUGGUGCCAUCAUUGAUGUUAAAAAAGGUACGUUAAUAAUUGAAGUGGGGGAUGAAAGGGUUGAGUUCAAUAUUUUCCAAAUGGCGAGAAAUCCUUCAUGUGUGGAAGAUUGUUGGAGGGUUGAUAUAGUUGAUGAAUGUGUGAGAGACUUCAUGGGAUUCUUUCACAAUGAUCCUAUGGAAUCUUAUGCUGUGGAGGAAAUUGAAAACAAUCAUGAGGGAGAAGAGUUAGUUGAGUGUGUAAAAAACAAAGAGAGCUGUGAAAAAAAUCAUGAGGGGGGGAAAGUGGAAAAACUGGAGAGAGAAGAAGUGAGGAAGACUAAUAGCACAAAAGAACCACCCAAAGUUGAGUUGAAGCCUUUACCAUCACACCUAAGAUAUGCUUAUCUUGGUGAAAACUCUACUUACCCAGUGAUUAUUAGCACUAAAUUGAAUGAGGAGGAAGUAGACAAGCUAUUGGUCCUAUUGAGAAAGCACAAACAGAUCAUUGGAUACUCCAUCGAUGAUCUAAUUGGCAUCAGUGCUAACUAUUGUAUGCACAGAAUUUAUCUUGAGGAAGGAUGCAAACCAGUUGUUGAACAUCAAAGGAGACUUAAUCCUAACAUGAAGGACGUUGUGAAGAAAGAAGUUAUCAAACUUCUUGAUGCUGGUAUCAUUUACCCUAUCUCGGAUAGUAGAUGGGUAAGUCCAAUCCAUGUUGUACCAAAGAAAGGAGGUUUCACAGUUGUUCCAAAUGAGCAUAAUGAGCUCAUUCCUACUCGCUUGGUCACGGGAUGGAGAAUGUGCAUCGAUUACAGGAAGCUUAACAAAGUCACAAAUAAGGAUCAUUAUCCUUUACCUUUCAUUGAUCAGUUACUUGAGAGGAUGGCAAACCAUAGCCAUUAUUGCUUUCUCGAUGGAUUCUCAGGAUAUUUUCAAAUCAUGAUCCAUCCAGAUGAUCAAGAAAAGACUACCUUCACGUGUGCCUAUGGUACAUUUGCUUUUCGAAGAAUGUCAUUUGGCUUAUGUAAUGCACCCGGAACUUUCCAACGGUGUAUGAUGGCUAUAUUCUCUGAUCUUAUUGAAGAAAUCAUGGAGGUAUUCAUGGAUGAUUUCUCUGUCUAUGGGACCUCAUUCGACUCGUGCUUGGAUAAUCUUGAUAAAGCAUUGACUCGUUGCCAAGAGGCAAAUCUUGUCCUAAACUGGGAGAAGUGCCAUUUCAUGGUAACAGAAGGAAUUGUUCUUGGGCAUAAGAUUUCAUCCAAAGGCAUUGAGGUAGAUCCAGCAAAGAUUGAAGUGAUCGAGAAGUUACCAUCGCCAACAUCUGUUAAAGGCAUCCGAAGCUUUUUAGGGCAUGCUGGAUUCUAUCGGCGAUUCAUCAAGGAUUUUGCUAAUAUUGCAAAACCACUCACAAGACUCCUAUCCAAAGAGGUUGAAUUUAUCUUUGAUGAUGCUUGUCUUAAUUCUUUUUGUAAAAUUAAGAAAGCAUUAUGUUCUGCACCUGUCAUUCAACCACCAGAUUGGAGCAUGCCUUUCAUCCUAAUGUGCGACGCCAGUGAUUAUGCUGUAGGAGCCAUGUUGGGACAAAAACAAGGUCGUUGCAUACAUGCAAUUUAUUAUUCAAGUCAUACUCUCGAUGAUGCUCAACAAAACUAUGCCACAACAGAAAAAGAGCUACUCGCAGUUGUCUUUGCCAUAGAGAAGUUCAGGUCAUAUCUUGUUGGAAGCAAAGUGAUAGUUUACACUGAUCACUCAGCUCUAAAGUACAUGUUUGCAAAGAAGGAGGCCAAGCCACGACUUAUUAGAUGGGUGUUGCUACUGCAAGAGUUUGACAUCGAGAUCCUUGACAAAAAGGGGUCUGAAAAUGUCAUCGCUGAUCACCUGUCCAGAAUUGAGUCACACACAGAAAAUAAAGUGAUCAAAGAAUUACCCAUUGAUGAUUCAUUCACGGGAGAAUAUUUGCUCUCUGUCAAGCACUUUUCUCCUUGGUAUGCUGAUUGGGUUAAUUACCUGGUCAGUGGUUAUAUUCCUUCUGAAUUCUCGUGGUCCCAAAAGAAAAAGUUCUUACAUGAUGCUCGCUCUUAUUUUUGGGAUGAACCAUUAUUGUUCAAGAGAUGUGCUGAUGGAAUUGUUCGAAGAUGCAUUCCAGAAGAUGAGUUUGAGGCUAUACUUUAUCAUUGUCAUUCAUCACCAUAUGGUGGUCAUUUCGGAUCCACAAGGACGUCAGCUAAAGUCCUACAGUCAGGUUUCUAUUGGCCUACAUUGUUCAAAGAUUCUCAAAUGUACGUGAAAAGAUGUGAUCGAUGCCAACGCACAAGAUCUAUUGGUCGCCGAAAUGAAAUGCCACAAUCCGGAAUACUUGAAGUUGAACUCUUUGAUGUAUGGGGAAUGGACUUUAUGGGACCAUUUCCUAGCUCAUGUGGCAAUUCUUACAUUCUUGUGGCUGUGGACUAUGUUUCAAAAUGGAUUGAAGCGAUUGCUAGUCCAACAAAUGAUUCCAAGGUUGUGAUCCGGUUUGUGAAGAAAUUUAUUUUCUCAAGGUUUGGAGUUCCGAGGGCCUUCAUCACAGAUAACGGUACACACUUCUGCAAUAAGCAACUUGAGAAACUUUUGCUCAAGUAUGGUGUUAAUCACAAAGUGUCUACUCCGUACCAUGCACAAACUAGUGGCCAAGUUGAACUCUCAAAUAGGGAAAUCAAAUCAGUCCUUGAGAAAGUAGUCAAUCCCACAAGGAAAGAUUGGUCCCUCCGACUUGAUGAUGCUUUAUGGGCCUAUCGUACUGCAUAUAAGACUCCUAUUGGCACAUCACCGUUCAAAUUGGUGUAUGGGAAGUCUUGUCACUUACCAGUGGAGAUUGAACACAAAGCAUAUUGGGCUAUCCAAAGCCUAAACCUUGACUCCACUCUGCGGGGCAAAAGAGGUUGUUACAACUAAAUGAACUUGAAGAAUUCAGACUUGAUGCCUUUGAGAAUGCCCGACUCUACAAGGAAAGAGCAAAGAAAUGGCACGAUGGGAGAAUCCUUAGGAGAGACUUUUCUCCUAGAGAUAGUGUGCUACUAUUCAACUCAAGGCUAAAACUCUUUCCAGGAAAGCUGAAAUCAAAAUGGUCUGGACCUUUCAAAGUUAUCAAAGCCUAUCCAUCCGGGGCAAUCAUUCUGGAGGGAAAUGAUGGGAGGCAAUUUACUGUCAAUGGCCAAAGAGUUAAGCAAUAUCAUGAAGGAGAUGACACAAAGGAGAAACUCACUGUUGAUCUGGACAAUCCUCCUUACGAGUAAAACACUCAGGUAAUGUCGGGCACACGACGUUAAAAAUAGCGCUUCUUGGGAGGCAACCCAAGUUUAUUUCCUUGCAUUUGUAUGUGUGUUUUGUUUGUGUGUUUGCAUUGCAUGAUUUUUUUCCCCACCCAUGUACUCACCCGCCCUGAAUAUAUUUGUCACAUCGAGGACGAUGUUUCAUCCUAAGUGUGGGGGAGAAUACGCAUGUUUGUUUGUUUGUUUGUGAAUUGCCUUAUCAUCUGUUUAACUUUCAAAUCAUGCAUUCUAUUCUUUCACAUGGUAUGUGGAUUGUUGGCAGGACUAGUCUCUUAAUAAUUGGAUUGAGAAUCAUAAUUUUGAGCGUUGAGUAAAAUUUUGGUCAAAUUUUAAACUUUGUACAGACACAAUACAUCUCAUGCACGCAAAUGGUUAUCUAGUGAAAUUGUUGUUCAACAUGUUUAAGAUUGUGCAAAACAAGAGUGCUCUGUGCUUUUAUUUUCCUUGACAUGAUUUUCUGACUUAGCACAUUAGGAAAUGAUAUAGGCCAUUUUUCAUAAACCCCAUAUACCUAGCCUUACCCAUGUGAUAAAUAUCCCUUGUUCACCCCUUUGAGCCAUAUUUUUUUUAAUAAGCGUUAUACGCUUAACCCUAUUUUUGUUAUUUUCUUUCAUGAAAACCUGUUAUAUGUGACCCUUAGCCUAAAAGCCAAUCACUGUCCAUCCACCCUAAAAUGAACUUGCAUAAAAUUUUAAUGAGUUUAGAGAGUGUCAUUCACCUUAAGGGAGCUUCAUUUACACUUUUGUUAUUACUUAGUUGUUAAUAUUCAUUUAUAGGGGUAGUUGUUCUUGUUGUAUCAUCAUUGUUCAUAUUAUUCUUGUAAAUUCUUACUGUUAGAAGCAUGAAAUAAGCCUUGAAAAAAAAAUUGAAAAAGAAAAAAAAAGAAAAAAAAAGAAAAAAUAAAAAAACAUGAAAAAAAAGAAGAAGAAAAAAGUGAACAAGGCUAAAUGUCAAUGUAUAUGCUUCUCUCUUUUGUAUAUUUUUCUUGUACAUUAAAUUACUCUUUUUACUACCCCUAACUGUUGAAAAUAACAAGUGUUGUAUAGAUUAUUGCCAAAAGCUCCUACACACUACUUAGUACCUCUUUAAAUUUGUUAAAUUUAUGUCAAGUUCAUUUCUUUUGUUUUCUCAUUAACUCCCUUUGUUCAUAAGCCUUUUCCCACAGACCCUAUAACCCAAUGUGAAAAGUCCUAAUUGAUCUUAAUUGUGUUUUGUCUGAAAUAAGUUGAUAGGAAAAUCUUAUUUUGCAUAAUUUUGCAUGGUUGAACAAACGAAGCUAGAUUCCAUUUUCACAUCACACACUUUGCGUUUGUUAGAGUUAAGAUUUGACCAAAACUUUUCAGAUGAUAUGCAAAAUAUUUUUAUGAUUCUCACUACUCUUAUUUUGUGACAAAUCAAGGGAAUUUGAUUGAUAAGGUGGAUUGAAAGAAAAGUGUGCAUGAUUUGAGGAUUAUACAUAUGGUUUGGCAAUUCAUUUUUGCUUGCUUGUUUGUGUGAAUGUAAAUAUUUUUGCUUGAGGACAAGCAAAAUCUUAAGUGUGGGGGAGUUGAUGCACUCCUAAUUUACCAUAUUUAUGAUCUUGUUUUGUCACACUUUUAAUAUUUUAUUUUUCAUUUUUUAAAUAAAAAAGGAUUGAUUUUUAUCAUCUUGAACAUUUUAAGGUAUUGCACUUGUUUUGGUAUAUUUUUGAAUUUCAGGAUAAUUCGGGAUGUAAAUUGAAAUUUUGAAAAGAAAUAAAAUUACUCCUGAGUGAAGACAGAAAAAUCAGCAAAGUGAAGCGGGUCCUUACUUUAACUCUGAAAUAUUUUAUCAAGAGACCCGAAAUUACUUCAAAAUAAAUUAGAUUGUCCGCAAUAAAAUGUACCGGUUAACUGCCGACCAGUUAACUGAUCAAACAGUUAACCGGCCCAAAUAAUGUAAGUGGCGGAUAAGAGCCAAGACUUUGGCUAGCAAAGACUUUGGCUAGCAAGUACUAUUCACUCUUUGAGUGAUUGGAGACUCCCACGUAAAACUCCCAAGAAGGAAAGAAGCAAGUAAUCCAAAUUGAUUUCAUUGAUUGGUGGGACCUACAAACACUUUCAGUCGGCAACCAGAGAGAGCAAGAUAGCAAGGAAGAAAAAAAAUACACAGUGAACAGGAGAGCUACUAUUUGCAGAAGGAAAUUGAUAGCGGCGAUGAUGGAAGAUUGAAGUAAAAGCUAACCAAAAAAAUUGAUUUCAGCACCUUCAUUUCAGGAUUUUUAUGCUUAAGCCCCUUCUCCUACUACUAUAUAAAGGGCCAUCCAGGAGCUUCAAAACACACCAAUUGGGAGAGAAAUCUUCUUCCUCUUUUCUUUAGCUUUGUUCAUAGUAGUAGUCAUAUAAUAAAAGUGAUUAUGUCAAGAACACUUUCUGUAAAUUUCAGUUCGUAUUUCCAUUUCCAGAAUUUUAGUUCUUUAAUUUCAACAAUCAAGUUUAUUUGGGAAGUAUCAGCCAGAAUCAUUCUCAGCUUAAGGAUUUCACUUUCUCUAUUCCAUCUCAUUAUUUAUGCCAUCAGGUGGUUAUGGACAGGGCCGACCAACAGUGAACAGCGGGUUGACAUGCAUUUUGUUCCGCUGCAAAUGGAUCGAUCCAACACGUGAUGUGCGAAAAAAUUCAAAGUAUAAUAUGAUUGACGUCAACCACUCUCGCGUGUAUACGAAAAAUGAGCCUUUUAUACUUGCUCAACAAGCAACCCAGAUUUAUUAUGCAGAAUACCCUUCAACCAGGCGGACAAAAUUGUACCACAAUUUUGUAUUGUCCGUCCGAGCAAAAUUGUAUCACAAACUCAACCCAAGGACGUUGAUUUAGAUUCUUUUCAGCAACAUUUUUUCCAACCUCCGCCGAUUGUUGAGACGGUCAACCAGCACAUUCAGCUAAGUGAUCCAAAUGGGGGAAGUGUUGAAGUCAUGCCACAAAUGCACCUUCCGGACCUAACAACUCCAUCUGAGCGUGAAAUUGUUGA